Molecule: messenger RNA, 1388 nt
Organism: Drosophila erecta
Lineage: Eukaryota; Metazoa; Arthropoda; Insecta; Diptera; Drosophilidae
Gene: lft
Product: protein limb expression 1 homolog
Exons: 5
Coding region: 318-1124 (268 amino acids)
Biological process (GO): autophagosome maturation
Cellular component (GO): cytoplasm
Source: RefSeq, a predicted model, not a curated record
GAAAAUUAAAUUACUUUAGAUGUGCAAUUGUGUACUAAUAAUUAUGUUUGUGUUUAAAUUAUGACCUAAUACGGCAAAUGCUAUAAAAUACAUAUGCACUUAACAAACUUUCCGAGCACACCAAAUCUAAAGACUUAGGCGACAAACUCGUAAUUACCGAGGGACGUUGCGAUGUACAUAUGUUUAAAGACGUGGCAGUGUCACCAGUGCAACAAUACAUGUCUUGUAUCCACUUUGAAUGAUAUGCCGUUUCUUUUGUGCUGAAAGCAAAACCCGAACCCAUUCUUUGUUCAACAUAAUAUUGAAUAAUCUUAAAAAUGGUCUACCCCGAAGAACCUUUUUGGGUUUUACCAACCGUAACUGGAUUUUACGAAGAUAGAGAUUAUAGAGUAAAUGUCGUUGAAGCCCUUCAAGAGUUCUGGCAAAUGAAGCAGUCCCGUGGAGCUGAAUUAAAAAAUGGAGCUCUUGUGAUUUACGAAUCGAUUCCAUCUAACAGCCAGCCAUACAUAUGUUUCGUAACACUUCCUGGAGGAAGCUGCUUUGGAAGUUUUCAAAACUGUCCAACCAAGGCAGAGGCUCGUCGCAGUUCGGCCAAGAUUGCCCUAAUGAAUUCCGUCUUUAAUGAGCAUCCUUCGCGUCGAAUUAGCGAUGAGUUCAUCCAAAAAGCUGUUCAGGAUGCUCGAACUUCCUUCAAGGGCACAUCGCAAAUCAACGAGGGCACAGAGUCGGGCAUCGGAGCAUUCAGAUUUAUGCUGGAGGCGAACAAGGGAAGAACCAUGUUGGAGUUCCAAGAGCUCAUGACCGUCUUUCAACUGCUCCACUGGAAUGGAUCGCUGAAGGCAAUGCGCGAACGCCACUGCUCCAGACAGGAAGUGGUGGCGCACUAUUCUAACCGGAGCCUGGACGACGAGAUGCGGUCGCAGAUGGCAUUGGAUUGGAUUGCCAGGGAGCACGACAAUCCCGGCGUUAUUCGCAGGGAGCUAGUGCUUGCCGAGAGGGAGCUGGAGACCUUUCGCAUGGCUGGACGUGAAUUGCGCUUUCCGAAAGAGAAGAAGGAUAUACUUAUGAUAGCCCAUAAUCAGCUGGGCGGCAGUGCCCUUAAUUCGGCUUCCAUUGACGAUUAAUCAAACAAAAAAUAUUAAUAAGCAUUGUGCGCGAUCGAAAUUAACCCUUUUCUAGACAAAUCGUAUAAUUUCACCUUUAACGACGAUCAAUAUUUAUUUAAUUGGCAUACCAUAUGAUCUCCAUGAUGAAAAACAAGAGGAAAUUAUUACACUUCCCACAAACACUUCCAAAUUAUGAAAAUUAAUUUAAAAAUCUUAAAAAUGUGAUUUUUAAAACAGCUACAAAAAUAAGACUAAAUCCAAUAAAAUAAAUAUAAUAUUUUA